UUAAUUGAUGGCAAAAUGAAUAAUGUCACUGAGUUCAUCCUUCUGGGUUUGACUGGAAAUAUGGAGCUCCAGAAACUUUCAUUUGUUGUGUUUUUAAUUGUCUACUUGGUUACUUUGGCAGGCAACCUUCUCAUCAUGAUUACCAUCAGCACCAGCAGGGCCCUAGGAUCCCCCAUGUACUUCUUCCUGUUUUACUUAUCGCUUAUAGAUAUCUGCUGUUCUUCAUCCAUGACUCCUAAAAUGCUAGCUGAUUCUCUUUCUGUGAGAAAAGCUAUCUCCUUUAGUAAAUGCAUGACACAAGUCUUUGCUGAACAUCUUUUUGGUGCUGCUGAGAUUAUCCUUCUCACAGUGAUGGCUUAUGACCGCUAUGUGGCCAUUUGUAAACCCCUGAAAUACACCAUCAUCAUAAACCAACAGGUGUGUAGCCUCCUUGUGGGAGUGGCCUGGGCUGGAGGUUUUAUCCAUGCAACCAUUCAGAUCCUUUUCACAGUCUGGCUGCCCUUCUGUGGCCCCAAUGUCAUAGACCACUUUAUGUGUGACUUGAACCCUUUGGUGAAACUUGUUUGCAUGGACACCCACACCCUGGGUCUCUUUGUUGCUGCCAACAGUGGAUUAAUCUGUCUGUUAAACUUUCUCCUCUUGAUGGUGUCUUAUAUGGUCAUCCUUGACACUCUGAAAUCUCACAGCUUGGAUGGGAAGUGUAAAGCUCUGUCUACCUGUGUUUCUCAUGUCACUGUGGUCCUCUUAUUCUUUGUGCCCUGCAUAUUUGUGUAUCUGCGCCCAGUAACCACCUCUUCCAUUGAUAAAGCUGUGGCUGUGUUUUAUACCAUGAUAACACCUAUGUUAAAUCCUCUAAUCUACACCCUCAGAAAUGUAGAGGUGAAAAACGCUAUGAAAAAACUCUGGGUCAAAACUACUUCAAAGGAGAAAUAA
Molecule: messenger RNA, 933 nt
Organism: Castor canadensis (American beaver)
Lineage: Eukaryota; Metazoa; Chordata; Mammalia; Rodentia; Castoridae
Product: olfactory receptor 4C12-like
Biological process (GO): G protein-coupled receptor signaling pathway
Cellular component (GO): membrane
Molecular function (GO): G protein-coupled receptor activity; olfactory receptor activity
Source: RefSeq, a predicted model, not a curated record